CAUGCAGUCAGCUGUGCGUGUCAAAUUUGACAGUCCACGUGCAGUAGAUCAGUUGUUUAUUAUUUUUAAUAUUCUUGUGUUUUUUACAGUUACGGCUCGAUAAAAAAGCAAAAUAGUGAGUUUUGGAUAAAUUGGGUUUUAUUAACGUUCACAUGAUGCCAAAAUUUUUUGUGCCUACAUCGUGGGAGAAUCUCGCAGAUGCGAUGAAGUUCCGCUCUAAGGUUUCAUUGAAUGGAGUCAAGGAUGCAGUCGGUGACGGUUCGCCGGUACAGACUAAUUUACACAAGAAGUUAAAACGGGUAAAUGGUAAUCUUAUCACAAGCUCUAAAGCAGGCAGUUUCGACAAGGCGAAAGGUAAAAGACAUUUAUGCAAACCUGAAAAGGUGCAAAAUGGUCGGAUUACGAAGCCAAAUUCCGUUAAAAAUCUAAAACAUUCUAAAGUUAAGAUAACGCCGGCACCUUCAUUAGCAUUACCAGUUUCAUCAACAUCAGCCACCAAAAUAAAAUCUACCGUAACGGCUAAGCGGAGGAAGCGCAAACACCAGUCAGAAACUAGGGAAAAGAAGGCUCUGCAAGUAUCAGUGGCGAAAAGCUCAUCGUCUUUGGAAGCCAGUAAUAGUGAAAAUGAAAAAGUGGCACUUGCGAGUUUGCAUGAUAUUGGCUUAAAAGUGUUCGAAAAUUCACUGAAACAACAAUUGUUGGGUGGCCGUUUUCGCUAUAUAAACGAACAGUUAUACACCAUGGAUAGUGCAAAAGCGGAAGAGUUUUUUAAAUCAGAUGUUGAUGCAUUCGAUGCCUACCACACCGGCUACCAAUUGCAAGUUGAAAAGUGGCCAAUGAAUCCACUCGAUCGUAUAAUAAAAGUGAUAAAACGAUUACCUAAAGCUUUGGAAAUAGUAGAUUUUGGAUGUGGGGAAGGCCGUUUGGCUAAAUCGGUUCCUAACAAAGUGUACUCUAUGGAUUUGGUGAGCACGCGUGACGACAUCAUAGCUUGUGAUAUGGCGCAUACGCCGCUCAGCAAUCAGUCUGUAGAUAUAGCCGUAUAUUGUCUCUCAUUGAUGGGCACUAAUCUAAAGGACUAUUUGUUAGAAGCGAACCGUGUAUUAAGGCCUAAUGGACUUGUAAUAAUCGCCGAGAUACAGUCACGCUUCGAUGAUUUGCGGCAAUUUAUCCGUGGUUUGUUGGCUUGUGGCUUUGAAUUGGUCAAAAAGGACAUUAACGAGAAGCUAUUUUACUUUUUUCAAUUCAAAAAGGUACGAAACGUGGGCAAAGUCGCUUUGAUACCUCAAUUUUCGCUUAAGCCAUGCUUAUAUCGCAAGCGUUGAUGCAAUUGGAUUUGAUCAAAAGCUGUUGCCAGUUUAAUGAAAUUGUUGAAAAUGUAUACUCCAAAUUAUACGCAUAGUGCAGUAAAUUAAUGAAUAUGUUAAAUAAAUUAUAACUGCAUUUAAAUGUUA
This is a messenger RNA of Rhagoletis zephyria (snowberry fruit fly), 1454 nucleotides long. RefSeq names its product ribosomal RNA-processing protein 8. Gene Ontology annotation, biological process: regulation of transcription by glucose; cellular response to glucose starvation; rDNA heterochromatin formation. Gene Ontology annotation, cellular component: rDNA heterochromatin; nucleolus; chromatin silencing complex. Gene Ontology annotation, molecular function: methyltransferase activity. Lineage: Eukaryota; Metazoa; Arthropoda; Insecta; Diptera; Tephritidae. The record is from RefSeq and is a predicted model, not a curated record.